Messenger RNA from Lottia gigantea (owl limpet), 1550 nucleotides. RefSeq lists its product as hypothetical. NCBI's taxonomy places the organism in Eukaryota, Metazoa, Mollusca, Gastropoda, Lottiidae. Gene Ontology annotation, molecular function: ribonuclease P activity. Gene Ontology annotation, cellular component: mitochondrial ribonuclease P complex. The record is from RefSeq and is a predicted model, not a curated record. Gene Ontology annotation, biological process: mitochondrial tRNA 5'-end processing; tRNA 5'-leader removal. The annotation marks the transcript as partial. The transcript has 5 exons.
GAACUAGAGCUAUGUCAAUUCUAGUUACUUGUCGAAGGUUGGCUUUAACAGUCAGAAGAGUAUCGUUGAAAACACAAUUACCAAUAAAAAUAUCUAAACUCUAUCCAUCUAUUCAAUAUGCGAUUCAUCUGAAGAACUAUUCACAGUCAAGGAAAUCUGCGACAGAAACGCCUGAAAUGGUUUUGAGAGCAUCACCUAUGUGGAUGGAACAAUUAAAUAAAUCAGAAAUAGAUUUUCAAAUUCUGCCUGAUUUGUGUGAAAGUAUUUUAAAACAAGACCAAGAAGUAUUGACAGUUAAUGUAGGAAAAUUAUGGCAAUCUAUUUGUGCCAGAUAUAUUCAUAAUGAAAAAAAGGUGGAUCAAGCAAUCAAAAUGUUCAGUUACCUACAAACACUUAAUCCUAAUGAUAUACAACCUGCAGUGUAUGCAAUAUUGAUGGGAUCCUUUCGUGGAACAGGUAAACAAUAUGAACAAGUUAUCCUAAAUAUUUGGGAGAAAUUAAAAGACUUUUCAGACAUAUUUCCGUCAAUACUUCUUCCAUAUAUAACACAAGGAUUGUGUGAAACUACCAGAUGGAAAGAGGCAUUAGAUAUUAUUGAGAUGGAAAAAGAACAAACCAACUUUGCCAGUAUAAAUAUGUGGAAACCAAUUUUAAUUAAGGCAGUUAAAGAAGGAGAUGCAGAAAUAGCUAGUUUUCUAUUGAAUGGUAUAACUAUUUCUAUCAAUUUGGGAUUGAGAUUUCAAAUAACUGGUUUGGUUCAGGAACUGUUUCAAUUAGUAACAGAUGAGCAAGUUGAGUUCAACAUGAAAGAUUUUUGUGACAUAUUGGAGAUUAUGAGACAUCAACCUGACCAAUCUAUAGCAAAAGAUAUAAUGCAAUAUUUCAAACAGUAUUGUAUUUCUUGUGGACACAAAUUGCCUGCUGUAAGCAUAACUGAAGCUGAAAUGGAAGGACUAAAUGAUCAGAUAUUAAACAAACUUAUACUAAAAUCAGAUGUGUAUUUAAAUACCAAUCCAGAUGAAGUUAAACGUUUUUUAAAAAUGGUAGAAACAGAAGGUCCAUUUGAUGUUGUGCUUGAUGGCUGCAAUGUAGGAAUUGGAAAUUGUAGAGGAGGAACGAUACUGCUAGCUGUUGAAUACUUCAAGAAAGAAAAAGCAAAGAAAAUAUUAGUAAUUGGUAGAGAUCAUAUGAAGAAUUGGAAAUUCAUGAAUAAAGUUAAAGAAAAUGCCAUUUUUUUCCCGGUGAAUAAUAUAUCAAAAGAUGAUCCAUUUAUUUUGUAUGCAGCAAGCCGAAGUCCCAACACCUAUUUUGUGUCUCAUGAUAACUAUAGUAACCAAGUACAUGGUGAUAUAGAUAGAGAAUAUUACCCCAUUUUUUGCAAGUGGUUAUUUCAUCGACAAAUCAAACAUUUUUUAUUCUCAAACCAAACAAUCAAUGUAUUGUAUCCACAAGAAACAGAUGUAGUACCAUCUUAUAACAACCAAAUGUACCAUAUACCAUGUAUGAAUGAUGACAAAAUCUUCUGGUUAUGUGCUAAAAAGAACUGGUGA